This is a messenger RNA of Mucor mucedo, 1248 nucleotides long. RefSeq lists its product as uncharacterized. The transcript is spliced from 3 exons. NCBI's taxonomy places the organism in Eukaryota, Fungi, Mucoromycota, Mucoromycetes, Mucorales, Mucoraceae. The record is from RefSeq and is a predicted model, not a curated record. The coding region runs from base 1 to 1248 and encodes 415 amino acids.
AUGUCUUCUAUUCCAUCUGAAACUAGUUCUAAACCAAAGUAUAUUCUUAUUACUAACGGUGAGUCCUAUGUCGGCCAUUCUCUGGCAAUUUUUAUCGCCGAUCAAUUGGUUCGAAAAGAGGGCCAACUGAAAAAAAAUUGGCGUGUUCGAGUUUUAUGUGAAGAUAAGAAAAAAUUGCAAGACCUCGAGAAAAAGGGCAUUGAAGUCAAGGAAGUCGAUUAUGAAAGCCAAGCUGUUCUUCGUGAUCAAAUGAAAGGCCAAAUCAAGACUAUGAUUUGUAACCCUUUCUCCCAAAAUGAUGACCGUUUAAUUCAUCGAGGUAAAAAUUUGAUUGACGCUGCUAUUCAUAACAAAAUCAAGCGUAUCAUGAUGAUUUCCAUGAUGGGAUGCUCAUUUUCAGAAGAUAAAGAAACCCCUGCUGGUCAAUUCAACUUAUUGGAGGAACACCUUCGUAACUGCUUCAAGUACGGUGACUGGGUUGUUUUCAGAAUUCCCAUGAUUCAGCAGUACAUGUACUUUUGGUCAAGCAUGAUCGAGAACAAGUCUGUUAUUGGUAUGCCUAUUGCCGAAUCCAAUAUGCUGACCACUGUUAAUAUAAAAGAUGUUUGUGAAUGUAUCUGUCAAGCUGCCUUGUCCAAGAAAUGCAUAGUUUGGGGUCAGACAAAAAAUGAUGACGUUAUCAGUGAUAGCAGCAGCAGCAACAGCGAAUAUGUCACUACCCAUACCACACUCAAGAGAGUCUAUGAAUUAACAAGCGAUAACGUUAUGACACUCACAAUGAUUGCUCAGGCACUUUCUGAUGCACUUAAAGAAGCGGGAUUUAGUUCCGAUGUCGAACCUGCUACGAUUACCAGAGAGCAACUCGAGAGUUACUUGAAAUUUGUUUCUGAAGAACCUGCUGAAGCUAAGGUCGAGUCCUUUUUGACCAUAAUUUUCCCUGAUAUUAUAACCAAAAAACGCAAUAUUAGCACCGGUGGAUUGCUUUCUAACUUCAGAUCCCUAUUUAUUGGUAGCGAAGUAGCCAAACCUUGUGAAAUGGACGAUCCUAAUUGGUACCCUUCUCCUCCCAGGUUUUUGACUCCAUUUUGUAUCCAAGUCAUCCUGGAUCAUCUCAAUAUAUCUCGUCAACCCGAAAUUCCCAUGUUGCCAAGUAGUGAUGUACGUGAUAUCACAGGUCGCAAACCGAUUGACCUUUCCUCUUUCUUCAUGAAAAAUCGUCGUCAGUUCCGACCCGAGUUUGUCAAUUGA